Messenger RNA from Malurus melanocephalus (red-backed fairy wren), 3212 nucleotides. It is a transcript of the gene ABAT, whose product is annotated as 4-aminobutyrate aminotransferase. The record is from RefSeq and is a predicted model, not a curated record. The transcript has 16 exons. Gene Ontology annotation, biological process: GABA catabolic process. The coding region runs from base 123 to 1625 and encodes 500 amino acids. NCBI's taxonomy places the organism in Eukaryota, Metazoa, Chordata, Aves, Passeriformes, Maluridae. Gene Ontology annotation, molecular function: pyridoxal phosphate binding. Gene Ontology annotation, cellular component: mitochondrion.
GCCCGCCCGGCGCGGCCGCCGCAGGACGCGCAGCCCCGCAGGAUCGCAGCCCCGCACCUCCCGAAUAUCAACCAGAAAGAAAUCUCUCAAGAUUGAGUCUUUUUCAGUAAAGAAAAGAUAAAAUGGCGUCAAUGUUGCUYAGUCGACAGCUGACCUGUUGCCUGCAGCAAAACUCCCGACUGCUGGUGUUUGGACACAGGUAUAUCAGUCAAGCUGCAGCUAAAAUUGACGUGGAUUUUGAUUAUGAUGGACCUCUGAUGAAAACAGAAGUUCCUGGGCCACGAUCUAGAGAAUUAAUGAAGAAGCUGAAUGGCAUUCAGAAUGCAGAAGCUGUGCACUUCUUUUGCAAUUAUGAAGAGAGCCGAGGGAACUACCUCGUAGAUGUAGAUGGCAAUCGUAUGUUGGAUCUCUACUCUCAGAUUUCUUCCAUCCCAAUAGGUUACAGCCAUCCCUCUCUGAUAAAGCUUUUACAGCAGCCACAGAACCUGAGCGCUUUCAUCAACAGACCUGCCCUAGGSAUUUUACCUCCAGAGAACUUUACAGAAAAGCUGAAGGAGUCUUUGCUAUCAGUGGCUCCUAAGGGUCUGUCACAGGUGGUGACCAUGUCUUGUGGAUCCUGYUCUAAUGAAAAUGCCUUUAAAGCAAUAUUCAUGUGGUACAGAAAUAAGGAGAGGGGCCAUAAUAGUGUCACAAAAGAAGAACUGGAAUCUUGCAUGAUUAACCAGCCCCCUGGCUGUCCCGACUAUGCCAUGCUCUCUUUCAUGGGCGGCUUCCACGGCAGGACCCUGGGUUGCUUAGCUACAACUCACUCUAAAGCAAUUCACAAACUGGACAUUCCCUCACUGGACUGGCCUAUUGCUCCAUUUCCAAGGUUAAAGUAUCCCCUGGAAGACUUUGUGAARGAGAAUCAACAGGAAGAAGCCCGUUGUUUAGAGGAGGUGGAAGACCUGAUUGUAAAGUACAGGAAAAAGAAGAAGAUUGUGGCUGGAAUCAUUGUGGAACCGAUCCAGUCRGAGGGUGGGGACAAUCAUGCUUCAGAUGACUUCUUCAGAAAGCUACGAGACAUUGCCAGAAAGCAUGGCUGUGCAUUCCUGGUGGACGAGGUGCAGACGGGAGGCGGCUGCACAGGAAAAUUCUGGGCACACGAGCACUGGGGCCUGGAUGACCCAGCUGAUGUGGUAACGUUCAGUAAGAAGAUGAUGACGGGAGGAUUUUUCCACAAAGAGGAGUUCAGGCCAAAUGCUCCCUAYCGGAUUUUUAACACCUGGCUUGGAGAUCCAUCCAAGAAUCUUAUGCUUGCUGAAGUCAUUAAGGUUAUUAAAACAGAAGACCUUCUAAACAAUGCAACCCACGCCGGGAAAGCACUACUGACUGGGCUGCUGGAUUUGCAGGCUCGUUACCCCCAUCUCAUCAGCAGAGUGAGAGGAAGAGGAACAUUCUGUUCAUUUGACACUCCAAAUGAUGCAACUAGAAACAAGUUAAUUACAAUAGCCAGGAACAAAGGUGUUGUUCUGGGAGGCUGUGGAGACAGAUCCAUUCGUUUCCGUCCGACGCUGAUCUUCAAGGAUCACCACGCGCACCUCUUUCUGAACAUUUUCAGUGACAUCUUAGCAAACUUCAAGUAAAAAGCAGUUCCCUCGCACCGAACAGCUGAUUAUGAAAUUAGUUUGCAUUAAUUCAUGUCUUCUUUACUUACGAGAUAAGUGUAAAGUCAUAAACUGAGGUUUGUGUUCUGUCUGUAAUCCUGCCCAAGGCAAGCUGCUCCAUGCACACGCGCCCCAGGCAGAGCAUUGGCACUGGUCACCAGCAGGUACAUGCAGCUGUCCCUCACUGUGCAUUCCCUAGAAAAUGUGGCCUGGUGCAUUCCCYAGAACCUCCCUCUUCUGGCCUGGGCCAUGUUAACAGCCGAGUCCUCCCUACAGCCAUGUCCCUGACUCUCCACUGUCUGAACAGGACCUGGUACAGUCUGUUUUCACAGGUGACCCUGGUAGAUUUGCGUCCAGAAGCAGCAACAACCGUGGCCAAACGCUCAGAGUCRCUCACCUGCCACGCUGAAAGUGCCAUUCUCUAAUGGCAGCUGGAAUAGAAUCAGUGUUUCAAGGAAAGCUCUGCUUUCCACCACUGCCAAGCACAGUAUUUUAGAGUAAUUUCCAGCUUUAUUCCCUCGAGUACAGGCUUCUGCCAYACCAAGUGGAUCAGGGCACUGUCAGCUCUGCCCAGCCUGCACUCACUGCUUCAGGGGCUCUGGUGCCCUCAGCCACAUGUGCAGCACUGCAAGUGGCACUGAAGCCCUUGUCCUUUUGUCCUCAUCAUGGAUGAGUUUUAAAACUUUUGACUUCUCUUACAAGCAGACUUGUAUAGAGAAAACCCUACCCUGACGUAUGUGAUUUGACAAAGCUUAGAGAACCAUGYAAAGCACAUUCUUCCACUUCUGCCAGCAAUCUUAGAAUGAUUCCAGAUUAUUUUACCAUUUGCCCAGAACACACAAUAGCCAUUAAUUUAUUAGUACAACUUCUACAUGAAUACUUGAGGUAUUUUGUAAAACUAAAGCAGAAAUGCUUAWUCUUAGCCAUUAUCUGGUAUCAGAGCCACUACAGUGAAGGCCUAGUCCUGACUGCACAUUUAUAAUGCAAAGURAUUCUAUUUUUGUUCUAAUAGUAUAUUCUAAGUCAUUGAUACUUCAGAGAUCUUCUAGAAAGCCACAGAAUCAAAAAAAUGUGUCAACAGUUCAUGAAUUUGUUUCUCUUCAGAGAAUUGUUUUGGAUGUCUCUUUACUGUUUGCUGAAGGCUGACUUGAACUAGACCUGGUGCCUUUUUCUUUUUCUUGGUGAGCGUCUGGAUUUUGUUUACUAAGUUUUAACUUUUUGUUGUGCACCAAAACAGGGACCACAAUGGACUUUACAGUUGCCCUAUUAGGACCUGACCACAAUUUUUAAGUACAUAAUAAAAGAGACAGAGAAGUUAAAAGAUUURCAUGUUUAAUACAGAUACCAAAAUGUGAAAAGGUUCCUUACCUGCUUUGAGAAGUGUUAAUCAUGGUUUUCCCAUUUUAAAGUACUGGUAUUGGGAAACACGAGUCACUUCUGCCAGCUUAAACCCAGUGAGAUUUCUGCAAACCUCUGCAGAAAGCAGAAUUCUGGUACCAGCUGGGCAGAACCUGAGCAGGUUUUUGAACAGAGGUUGUAGAAAUCUGGGGGAAAGUAAAAAUUGGU